GCCUUCACGCGCGCACACACACACACACACACACACAGACUCUCUUUCUCACACGCACACACACAAAAACAAAUCUGUAAAACAGAAGAACGGGAGGAUAAAAUGUCCGAUUUCUCGCGGGUUAUCCAUCAUGCUACGAGUAUCCUGUGCAGCCAUAAAGGCUCCAUGGACCUGUCUCAGCUCUACAGGAAGGUCUACCAGCGGUUCGAUAUUAGCGACGAGCAUUUCUGGUACAUACUGAAAAAAUGUCCGAGAUUUGCCAUGGUCCGGAACAAACUGAGUGCAGAAAAAGGCUUGACGGAUUAUAUCGUGGUGGCUAAAACAUCCCUGCGUCUGUGUAAAAGUUACGCCAAGCAGGACUGUUUCGGCUGCCAGGACCUGCAUCUCUGCAAAUAUUUCGUGUAUGGAAACUGCCGCUAUGGUAAAGGAAGGAAGGAGUGCAAGUUCUCCCAUAACAUUCAGUCUGAGCAUAACUUUCCCCUCCUUCGCGAGUGCACCCUUCACGAGCUUCAUGAGGAAGACCUCUUCCUCCUCCUGCUCCAGAACGACCCUGCGCUACUGCCCGAGGUUUGCUCCCACUACAAUAAAGGCUCGGGGAUGUUUGGGGCCUGCACCUUUAAGGAGAACUGCACUAAAGUGCACAUGUGCCAGCACUUUGUGCAGGACAACUGCAUCUUCGGCACCAAGUGCAAGCGGCUCCACUGCGUGGACGAGUACGGCCGCAGGAUGCUGGAGGAGCGCGGCCUGGGCAUCGACGUCAUCCAGGACUUGCCUUACCUCUACCAAAACGUUUACCGCCUGAGCGCCUAUACUGCUGACGCAGAGAGGAUUUCUGAGCCUGUAAGCAGAUCCCUAGAAAUACCAGAAGAGAAGAAUGAAAUUUGUCUCCACUUCAUCAGAAGAAACUGCAGAUUUCAGGAGCAAUGCAAACUGGUGCAUUUUAACCUGCCGUAUAAAUGGGAGGUGGAUGAGGGGAACGGAUGGAGGGAUCUGCAAGGGAUGGAGGAGAUUGAACAAGCCUUCUGCGACCCUAAGAACGCUUACGGUCCAGGCUCAAGGCCAGUGGAUUUCCAGACGAUGAGCAGGUCUGGGCAUCCGGUGCGCCGUCUCUCCACCGUCUCGUCCAUCACUAAGCCUUCACACUAUGUUCUGACCACACACUGGUUGUGGUACUACAAGGGAGACCACGAUAACUGGAUCGAGUACGGCAGGCCGGACGAUAAGCACCGGGUGACCUCUGUAAAGUCCUGUGAUCUGGAGGAAGCAUUUCUGAGGGACAGCAAAGCCAAAAUCACAGUUAAAAAGGGCAACAGACAGUACUAUAUCAGUUUCGAAGAUAUGUACCAGAGGAACCCCAAACACAACACCAAGAGGAAAGUACGCCGGCGGCCCUGCUUCGUUUCUAUCAGCGAGGUGGAAAACCAAAUAGCGUAGUGAUCACACACACACACACGUGUGUAUACCCACUGUUAUGCUUCUGUACAGCACUGAUUGACGGUCCAUGGUGCAUCCUUAUACUCGGAGUUCAUUCUCAAUGCACACAGUGUGUAAUGUUCAUAUAAUAAUGAAGACUUUAUCAUGAGCCAUGAGGGAAAACUUAAUGAAGAGUGAAUAUCAUGUUAGCGCUGUUUACGUUCAUCCAAAGUGUGCCAAAGUACUACACUGGCAAAUAAUGCAGUAUGUUAGUAUUUACAAUAUGUUACCUUUUUUUAAAGAUAGAAACAAAGAUUUAUCAGUGGAAAAGUGAGUCAAUGCUGAGAGUCACUGUGUUACUGAUGAUCAUGAAUAGUUCCAUUGAUCAGGAUGUAGACUCUAAAGGACGCCGAGUGGAGCAACGGAGAAGCACAAGAGCCGAAGGAGCUGUUUGAGAGGGAGGGAUGGCAAAUUCUUCUUCCCUGUCAAUCACGGAGACACUAGCCAGUUGUGGCUAGCAGUGAACAUCAUGAUGUAUGAGGAAGACUUAACUCUGAUUCAGCAUGAGCUGCAGUGAAACGGUCAGGAUUCAUUCUGGCUGGCUUCACGUGUCUCAGAGGAAGCAUUUCUAGUCUUCACCCUUCAAGACUGGUAGCCGGACGGACGGACAGACAGAUGAGAAUUGGCAGACGAUUCGCCCGAGAGAGAAAAUCAUGCAUUAGGAUUAUUUUCAAUGGUUUUUUUUUUUUUUUUGGUGAAGCGAAUGCAGAGUGAAAUACAGUUACGUAGCUGAAAUAGUUUCUGCUUUUAUUUGUAACAGUGUGUAGGGUAGGUUUUUCUGGAACAUCAUUUCAUUUUCUUUAGUCUGUUACCAUCAACAAUAAACUAACUGUUC
Messenger RNA from Hemibagrus wyckioides, 2308 nucleotides. RefSeq names its product poly (ADP-ribose) polymerase family, member 12b (gene parp12b). The transcript has 8 exons. Gene Ontology annotation, molecular function: metal ion binding. Bases 103 to 1434 code for a protein of 443 amino acids. Lineage: Eukaryota; Metazoa; Chordata; Actinopteri; Siluriformes; Bagridae. The record is from RefSeq and is a predicted model, not a curated record.